This is a messenger RNA of Purpureocillium lilacinum, 600 nucleotides long. RefSeq lists its product as uncharacterized. Gene Ontology annotation, cellular component: nucleus. NCBI's taxonomy places the organism in Eukaryota, Fungi, Ascomycota, Sordariomycetes, Hypocreales, Ophiocordycipitaceae. The record is from RefSeq and is a predicted model, not a curated record.
AUGGCGUCCAAAGCACCACCUCCAAUGAACCCCUGGGAGGUCCAGGCCCUGGAUUAUCAAUUCCCUACCCAGUCUGCCGGUGACAAUGACAACGGCGCGGCCGCGGCUCCGCGCGGUAGCUGGCGUGAGCUCGAGGACCCCGUCAUCUACCCCGGCCUCUACUCUGCGACCGGAUACGACAUGAUGAGCAUUCUGCUGCGCAUCAUGUGCCGCCCGAAUCCUCAGAUCGAGCUCGGCGCCGUUGACUGCUCCGUCGCACUGAUUCUCUGCAACCUCGACCUUCCCGAUCAGCCCAUUGUCUACGCUUCCGACUCCUUCUGUGACCUUACCGGCUACUCCAUGUCUGAGGUGAUUGGCCGCAACUGCCGCUUCCUGCAGACGCCUGGCGGCGUGAAACCGUCCCGCGCCAGCGCUUGCACCGACAAGUCUUCGAUUCAGCGCAUGCGCAGGGCCAUCCGAUCCCGCCAAGAGAUUCAGCUGAAGGUCAAAAACUUCAAAAAGAACGGCCAGCGCUUCAAUAACGCCCUAAGCAUCAUACCCAUCGACCUGGACUCGACCGGGAUGCGCUACGCCGUGGGCUUCCAAGUCGAGGUCGAUUGA